Messenger RNA from Cantharellus anzutake, 243 nucleotides. RefSeq lists its product as uncharacterized. The annotation marks the transcript as partial. The record is from RefSeq and is a predicted model, not a curated record. Lineage: Eukaryota; Fungi; Basidiomycota; Agaricomycetes; Cantharellales; Hydnaceae. The transcript is spliced from 2 exons.
GAACGUUGGUUACCCAUCCACACUGUGGACACUAUGGUGAGUACUUUUAUCUCUCUCUGCUUAGCGCAGACCCCCAGCCUUGAUAGUCCCGCCAAUGUCGACGCUGCCGCAAGCCAACUCUUGCAUUUCUAUGUCUGUUCCUCACGAACCCUUUUUCGUCCCAUUUUCGCCGUUAUCACUGGGCCCAUACAGAGACACAGGUCUCUCUGGAGGCCGCAAGAAAGUUCGAUGUCUUGCUUGUGA